Molecule: messenger RNA, 2199 nt
Organism: Scedosporium apiospermum
Lineage: Eukaryota; Fungi; Ascomycota; Sordariomycetes; Microascales; Microascaceae
Product: Pyruvate carboxylase subunit A
Exons: 4
Coding region: 1-2199 (732 amino acids)
Cellular component (GO): mitochondrion
Molecular function (GO): methylcrotonoyl-CoA carboxylase activity; ATP binding; metal ion binding
Source: RefSeq, a predicted model, not a curated record
AUGGGAAAACAACUCUUUGUACCUGACCUCCCUAAAGGGAGCAAUCCCAUUCGCCGCGUCUUCAUCGCCAAUCGCGGAGAAAUUGCGCUUCGAGUAAUUCGGACUUGCCGUACCCUCGGACUUACGUCCAUCGCUGUAUUUACGAACGAAGAUGCGCUUUCCCGCCAUGUCUCCGAAGCAGACGAAACAACCUGCCUAGGGAGCGCCAGCCAAGAGAAUGGAAGCCCUUUCUUAAACAUUCCUCUGUUGAUCGACGCCGCAAAAACCGCCAACGCGGACGCGAUUCAUCCCGGCUAUGGCUAUCUUUCCGAGAAUGCCGACUUCGCGGCUGCGGUAAGGGACGCAGGCAUAGUUUUCAUCGGGCCUACUUCCCAGGCGAUUCUGACCCUCGGUGAUAAACGACAAUCUAAGGAAUACCUAUCACAACAUAGCGAUACUGUACCCCUCAUCCCGGGUUUCACAGGAAGGAGCCAGGACUUGGCCGAACUUGAACGGGCGGCGGAUACAAUCGGAUACCCGGUCAUGCUCAAGGCGUCUGCCGGAGGCGGUGGAAAAGGGAUUCGCAUUAUCCGCGAAAGAGCCGCACUCAAGGCUGAGCUCGAACGGGCACAAUCGGAAGCAGCUCGAUCGUUUGGUUCGAGUGACUGUAUCCUAGAAAAGUAUAUCGAAGCCGGAAAGCACGUAGAAGUCCAAAUCAUCGGAGACAGACAUGGUCAAAUCAUCUCAUUAUUCGAACGAGAGUGCUCGGUCCAGCGUCGCCAUCAGAAAAUCAUCGAAGAAUCACCCUGCCCUUGGCUAACGCCGGUCAUGCGACGCUCUAUGUGCGAUGUAGCGUGUGAGAUCGGAAGGCUGAUCGCGUACGAAGGGGCCGGCACUGUUGAGUUCAUCGUGGACGUGCAAGCCGCGAAGUUUUACUUCCUCGAGGUCAACUCCCGGAUUCAGGUCGAACACCCCAUCACCGAAGAGGUUACAGGGGUCGACAUUGUUGCCCUUCAGCUUUACGUUGCCAGCAACGGCAAUCUCAAUGACCUCCCUCUCUCCGACUUGUCUCAAAAUGGGCAUGCAAUAGAAUGCCGGCUUUACGCGGAGAACCCGCAGAGAGGGUUCCUUCCCGAGCUUGGAACAAUCCACCUGUGGAAACAAGCGGGAGACGAGGUGGUCACCAGUGACGAGGUUCGUUAUGAGACGGCCGUGGUCUCCGGAACCGAAAUUAACAUGUCGUUUGAUCCCCUGAUCGCCAAGAUCGUUGUUUGGGCGGCGUCCGGCCGUGAGGCAGCGAUACGAAAAAUGGUCGCUGUACUCGCCAACACUGCCUACGCAACGAAUUUCGUGGGAUCACAUUUGGAUGAGCUUUUGAAACAUCCUUAUGGCAGCGGUAUUCAAGACGUCGUGAACAGUCUGGCUGCAAUUCCGGGUGCAUAUCUCAAGAUGAAGAGUGCAGAGCUUGCCAGGAACGACCCGCACCGGGGAUUCCAGAGAAAUCCGGUCAGGUUCCGUAAUCAGAGGGGGGACAAAGCCAACAAGUAUACGCAGGUCACGGUGGCUAGAACACAGAGAGGAAUCGCCACCGACAUUACGAUUGAUUCCCCUGUGUUAUCUGUCUGGGACCAGCACUGGGUUCGAAGCUCCCUAGACGAGAACAUGUACCUGCUCUCCGUGGCACCUAUCCUCGACCAUGCUCAAGCCUCUCUGGCCUACGACAGCAGCGCCGCUAGACGACUCACAGCGGUAUACGCCAAUCUCAGCGAUUUAGUCAAGGAAGCAGGGAGGGGAACGGCAUCGAGCAUCCACGUAAAGAUCUUAUCAGUCAGCCGGUUGAACGAAAAGGAUCUUCAACGUGCUACCGCCGAGGCAGCUACAAUUGCAAUCGACGUAGAUAACGUUCGAAUAUCCGGAACCUUGGUGUUACCAAACGGAAACGACUAUCGCGGCGCGGGAAAUGACAUAGCCCGAGGAACUAAGGUUUUCAUGCAUGUACCUGCCCUCGGCACAUGGUUCUCCUUUGAAGUCUUUACUUUGCUCGCGUACGUGGAAAGUCUGAAGGCUACCUUUGCGACAGCCGAGGAUAGCGCCGAAAAGGAUGUUGUUACCGCACCUAUGCCGUGCAAGAUUCUGCGGGUGUUGAAGAAGUCAGGUGAUGCUGUUAAGGCAGAGGGGCAGGCUGUUAAAGAGGGCGAUACUCUGUGCUCAGUAGAGUAA